UUUAAUUCAGAAAAACAAGAGAAGGUCUGUCACCUAAUACUUACUAGGCCUUAUUUGUUUUAGAACUCCAGAUCGAUGGAUGACAAAAAUUUUGAGACAGAAGGGUCAGUGCGAUCUGUGACUGUGAGACGGUGCAACAGAUGCAGGAAUCAUGGUUAUCUGGUGGAGCUUAAGGGUCACAAACAUUUCUGUCAGUAUCGAGAUUGCACAUGUCAGGCAUGUGUUUUACUAGAAAAACGGAAAGAAGUUUGUCGUCAGGCCAUAGCUCUCAGAAGAAAGCAAGAUAUGGUAAAAAAUGCAAAUGGUCCAUCACCGCCAGUUUUGCAGUUACAUAGUAGCAGACAACAUCCCUAUUUAAGACCCCUGAAUCCACGUGACAGACAGCCCUUAAAAGAACCCCACCAUAUCAGUGUUACCCUCCCUAACCUCACACCUUGUCCAAACUACGUCAAAACCAUGCAAAUAAAGACGACAUAUAACUCGCAGAUGAGAAACUAUAUGAAUAUCACAAAGAAUGUGGUUUCUCAGGCAAUGGGCAUGACCACAGGAGCGCACGGUGCACCAGCAACUGAAACGAAGACAUUGAAAGCACAGACUCGUAUGUCAAUAUGUACACCAAGCCAGCCAGCGACACCAGGACUCAACCGACCUCCCAGUACACAGCCCAUUCCUUGUCUUUGUGAGCCCACAUAUACCACACUGAGGCCAGUAUCGCAUGUUGGACUAUAUCCCAGUGGAUCCACAUCUUUCAAUCCUAGCUUUUCCAGGGCUACUUGGAUGGAGAGCCCGUUU
Molecule: messenger RNA, 792 nt
Organism: Saccostrea cuccullata (small rock oyster)
Lineage: Eukaryota; Metazoa; Mollusca; Bivalvia; Ostreida; Ostreidae
Product: doublesex- and mab-3-related transcription factor 1-like
Exons: 3
Biological process (GO): sex differentiation; regulation of transcription by RNA polymerase II
Cellular component (GO): nucleus
Molecular function (GO): RNA polymerase II cis-regulatory region sequence-specific DNA binding; DNA-binding transcription factor activity, RNA polymerase II-specific
Source: RefSeq, a predicted model, not a curated record